Messenger RNA from Carlito syrichta (Philippine tarsier), 1300 nucleotides. RefSeq names its product corticotropin releasing hormone binding protein (gene CRHBP). Gene Ontology annotation, biological process: negative regulation of corticotropin-releasing hormone receptor activity; hormone-mediated signaling pathway; negative regulation of corticotropin secretion. The record is from RefSeq and is a predicted model, not a curated record. Lineage: Eukaryota; Metazoa; Chordata; Mammalia; Primates; Tarsiidae. Bases 28 to 714 code for a protein of 228 amino acids. The transcript has 5 exons. Gene Ontology annotation, molecular function: corticotropin-releasing hormone binding.
GCAGCUGGGUUGUUGGCAAUUUUGCCAAUGUGGACUAGAUUGGACUCAUUAAACUGGAGACCUGUGGUGAUUUGGAGAGUGUUUGAUGGCUGGAUUCUCAAGGGGGAGAAGUUUCCCAGUUCCCAGGAUCAUCCUCUCCCCACGACCGAGCGCUACGUGGAUUUCUGUGAGAGUGGUCUCAGCAGAAGGAGUGUCAGAUCCUCCCAGAACGUGGCCAUGGUCUUCUUCCGAGUCCACAAAGCAGGAAAUGGAUUCACGUUAACCAUAAAGACAGAUCCCAACCUCUUUCCCUGCAACGUCAUCUCUCAGACUCCAAAUGGAAAGUUUACCCUUGUAGUUCCGCACCAGCAUCGAAACUGUAGCUUCUCCAUAAUUUAUCCUGUGGUGAUCAAAAUAUCUGAUCUCACCCUGGGACACUUAAACGGUCUUCAGUGGAAGAAACCCUCAGCAGGUUGUGGGGGCGUAGGAGAUUUUGUGGAGCUGCUGGGAGGAACUGGAUUAGACCCUUCCAAGAUGAUGCUGUUAGCUGACCUCUGCUACCCCUUUCACGGCUCUGCCCAAAUGAAAGUUGGCUGUGACAACACCGUGGUGCGCUUGGUCUCCAGUGGAAGGCACAUCAAUCGCGUGACUUUUGAGUAUCGUCAGCUAGAAGCGUUCGAGUUGGAGAACCCGAAUGGAAACAGCAUUGGGGAAUUCUGUUUGCCUAGUCUUUGAAUAACCAUCCCAGUGCCCAGUGAUUCCCCUGCUGUUAGCUAAGUGAGUUUUUAAUGACGCCUGUGUAUGAUUUUGAUGCCCAGACAGGCGAAAGCGUUUCAUACCACUCAGUAUUCCCAGCUUGAAGCGCGCGCACACACACACAAACACACACUCACACAAUCAUGUUUGUCCUUUGCUUUUUUUUUGGUUUGUAAUAUAUAAAUGAACUAAUAGCAGAAAAUAAGCCCUAUUUGGUAGAAAAAUGUUCUAAGUGGAAGUGUUUGUAAUUCCCUGGUGUGCUACAAAGCUGAAACUGGUAAGACAAGUACAAAGUAUUGUGCAAUAAAUAAUUAAAUCUCAAGGGAAAAUACUACAAAGAAAGGAAAAUGAUGGCUUGUGUGUCAGUUUUAUAACAAGAAAUGUAAAGUCUUGUGUAUAGCAAAGUAGUUGCAUCUGUUUAUUCUGUCUGCACUAGAUAAUAGUUAUAGUUAUUAUUUAUUGAUUUGUAACAACUUGUUUUUAACUAAGCUUCAUAGCAUGGAAGAAAUUUUUCCAUCCACAAAUACAAACAUGAAUAAAUAUAUUCAGGAUAUUGGCAUCUUGA